AUGUCGUACAUCGUAAAGAGCUCCGAGCUCCGAGAGUGGUCGGCCAAGGAGCUCGACGUUGUUGUUGUCCUGCUUUGCAAACUCGAGCACCGCAGCCUCCCGGGCAAGCUGGGCCCGCUGGGCGUCGCGGCGGCGCUGAGCCGGCUCCUCGGCCGCGAGGUCACCGCCCGGCAGGCGCGCGACCUGCUCGCGGCGCUGCGGCGCGAGCACUGCGGCGCCCUGGCCCUCGUCGAGCGCUCGCCCCCGCCCUGGCACCUCACGCGCGCCCGGCGCCGCGUCCUGGAGCGCAGUCUCGGCCUCGGCUGGGAGCGGCGGCGGCGCCGCGUCGCUCCGCCGCGCAAGCACACAGAAGGGGGAAUAGCGACGCCUCUGCUCGACGGCAGCGAGCGCGGCCGCGGCUGA
Molecule: messenger RNA, 402 nt
Organism: Durotheca rogersii
Lineage: Eukaryota; Fungi; Ascomycota; Sordariomycetes; Xylariales; Xylariaceae
Exons: 3
Coding region: 1-402 (133 amino acids)
Source: RefSeq, a predicted model, not a curated record